This is a messenger RNA of Saccoglossus kowalevskii, 641 nucleotides long. Its product is annotated as putative cell agglutination protein 1742.01-like. The record is from RefSeq and is a predicted model, not a curated record. NCBI's taxonomy places the organism in Eukaryota, Metazoa, Hemichordata, Enteropneusta, Harrimaniidae.
UCGAGAUAGGAGCCACUGAAACACUAGUCGAGAUAGGAGCCACUGAAACACUAGUCGAGAUAGGAGCCACUGAAAUACUGGUCGAGAUAGGAGCCACUGAAACACUAGCCGAUAAAAGAGCCACUGAAACACUAGUCGAGAUAGGAGCCACUGAAACACUAGUCGAGAUAGGAGCCACUGAAACACUAGUCGAGAUAGGAGCCACUGAAACACUAGUCGAGAUAGGAGCCACUGAAACACUAGUCGAGAUAGGAGCCACUGAAACACUAGUCGAGAUAGAAGCCACUGAAACACUAGUUGAUAUAGGAGUCACUGAAACACUAGUCAAGAAAAGACCCACUGAAACACUAGUCGAGAUAGGAGCCACUGAAACACUAGUCGAGAUAGAAGGCACUGAAACACUAGUCGAGAAAAGAACCACUGAAACAAUAGUCGAGAAAGGAGCCACUGAAACACUAGUCGAGAUAGGAGCCACUGAAACACUAGUCGAGAAAGGAGCCACUGAAACACUAGUCGAGAUAGGAGCCAAUGAAACACUAGCCAGGCUUAUAUCACCAAGGAAUACUAGUAUUCUGUACUGCAAGGUGAUAUCUCGUAUCAAGGAAUCUGUUCACAAAGUUGUCAAUGACAUUGAGGCAUAG